AUGGCUUCUCCCAGGUUAAAAAAGACCUCUGUGAACCCACCCCACCAAGUUUUUGGAUAUAAAAACGACGACGACGCCAGAACCGCCGUGAGAGCUACGCGCUUUGUGAGUACACGACGACAAACCCGUCCCUCUUAUCGUUCAGCAAGUUCUCCCUCACGACUGGACGGGUUGGAAGACUCGAAACCUUUCUCAUCAGCUCACGAGAGGCGUACUGCUUCACUAGCCAACGACACCGUUUCUUCUUCACAAUCGUCAUUGAAACAAACGUGGAUACACGGCAAAUCCUCUGCCAUGAUGCACUCUGGGCUACGAAAUGACCGCUUUAUCCCUGGGUUCAGCCCCAAGCUUGACAAAGAACGAUCUAUGAAGCCUAAGGGCAAUAUCAGGUCGCAUCUCAAGAGGUCCAAUCAUAACGACUCAGCAUCUAUCAAUCUUGACCGGUCUACCCUUGAGAACGAAGGGCUAGGGAUCUAUACGAAUCUCGAACGAGAUCGGAGGUAUGGAGAUAUUGCUACGUCUCGAAGAGCCGGGUCCACCUCCCACAAUAGAUCUACAAGUGGAACAUCACAAUUUUCUGCCACGACCGCAUCUAGCACACUUAAACCGGGAUUGCAAUACGUUCAUCCUAUGCGCCAGACCCCUCGUCCCUAUACGCCACCCAUAAGCCAGUCCUAUCAAAAUUCGGUCGUUGAAAGUGAGCAAUCUACAGAUGUUGGCCAGUUCAGUGCAGAUUUGGAUGAUGCUGCAUCCUCCAACCGAGACGUUUUCGCGCAGCCAUCGGAACCCCAGCCUUAUCGGAUUCAUCCUAGCUCGUUUACAAAUAUUUCUUCCUCAGUUCUGUCAAACCAUGCUCGGGAGAGCUAUGAGGCCCCUUCGCCCCUAUCAAGAAGCUCUCUCGACUUUACCUUCCGUUCAAGGACCCGCACCAAUACGGAUCCAUCAGCUAGAGCAGCCGCAGUCGAGGCUGCUCGACAAGCCUUUGAGGAUAAAGAGGCCGCCAAACAGCGCAAGCUGGACAAGCAAAAUAUGAAGGCCCAGGACCGUGAACUUCGACGGCAGGAGAAAAAGGAGCAUCAAUUGUCACUAUCAACCGCCACUUCCUCCCUGGGUAGGCGUUCCCAUGAGAAACGAAAUUCCUCUGAAGGUCGCUGUUCAGGACGCAAGCCUAUGAGUGAGAAGCGCGAUAAUGCGACUGGCGAUUAUGCCUUUACACAUAACAACCCCAGCCGCACAUUUGAAAGCCCGAAGAGUGCCUGGGUUCUAUUUAUAACCUGGCUGCGAACAAAGCUGUUCAAAAUGAGCAGGAAAUUGAGCAUGAAGAAGAAGAAGAAAAAGGCAUGACUUUGUUUGGUUUCAUGACAACUUUGAAAUUUAUUGCUACCUAUACCUAUAACGACCAUUGAUGAAGCGGCCCGGCGUUUCUCUCUACGUGUUCUGUUUAUUUUUAUUUUAUUUUUAUUUUUUUCGGCUGCUCUCUUUACAUUGCGAAGUUCGGCGGGAUCCGCGACCAGGGCAAUUACUAUAUACAUACAUAUAUAUACAUAUAUAUAACGCCCUCGUUCUAUGCACAGCAGCGAGCAAAUCGCAGCUGUACGCGAUUCUAGCUGUGAACCUUGGUACGGCGUUCUUCAGGCGUUCAAACUAGACGUGACCUAUUUUUUUGGUCCCCUUCUUCAUUCUCCUUUUCUUCUUGCGAGGAUGGACAGGUUCCUUCAUUACUUUUCUGUCGGACUUCUGCAUUUGUUCCUUUUACAGCCUUCUUGUCAUUUUCUGGAGGAAAUGGUUGUGGGUUACCAAUUGGGUUUAUUUAUUUGAUUUUUACCUUGAUAGCCUUUGUUGUUCCCCCUCCUCUCUAGCAACAAACAUAUUUUUCUUGGGCGUUUUAGUUGGAUCAAGCGAUGGGAAACAGUAACAUCAUUAUCCGGUUUUGUUUCAG
This is a messenger RNA of Histoplasma capsulatum G186AR, 1939 nucleotides long. RefSeq lists its product as uncharacterized. The transcript has a single exon. The coding region runs from base 1 to 1344 and encodes 447 amino acids. Lineage: Eukaryota; Fungi; Ascomycota; Eurotiomycetes; Onygenales; Ajellomycetaceae. The record is from RefSeq and is a predicted model, not a curated record.